Messenger RNA from Wyeomyia smithii (pitcher-plant mosquito), 1592 nucleotides. Its product is annotated as UPF0585 protein CG18661. The transcript is spliced from 3 exons. The coding region runs from base 222 to 896 and encodes 224 amino acids. The record is from RefSeq and is a predicted model, not a curated record. Lineage: Eukaryota; Metazoa; Arthropoda; Insecta; Diptera; Culicidae.
GUUGACAGCUGCCUUAACGGUGAGUGUCUCGGCGUCUCUCUGGUGUAUAGGCUGACUACAGCAGGGGGAGAGUCAAUUGACAACAUACAGUGAUAAAGGUGAUAAACAAUAUUCUAUGCUGUAGUUGAGGACACAAACUUAAAAAACAGCUUAAGUACAACCAGCUGGAAUACGUUUUUAUAUAAAGUUUUUAAUCAGAUACCCACUUAGUGCAGAAACCAAUGAUGAGCCACAUACGCAAACUGGCCAAUCCAGCAGGAGAACGAAACAAGCAACCGAUAUUAGAAGUUUUAAGCAAAUUCCUCGACAAAACUCAACCAGGCAAAAAAUUGUUGGAAAUUUCUUCGGGAGUAGGUCUACACACCGCAUUCUUUGCACCACAUUUUCCGAACAUAGUUUUUCAACCGUCCGAGUAUGAUACCUCGCUUUUUGGAAGUAUCGACGCUUACAGAAUGGAAGCUAACGUGCCAAAUUUACAGUCACCUAUUGCCAUCGAUAUUUCUCGACCCUGCACUGAUUGGGAUAAUGAUCAUAACGUGAACUUCAACUCAUCGGCCGAAAGCUUCGACUACAUGCUAAACAUCAAUAUGAUGCACAUUUCCCCUUUCGAAUGCAGCGAGGGUCUAUUUUGGAAUGCUUCGCGGUUGCUGAAGAAAGGCGGUUUGCUCAUAACUUAUGGACCUUAUGCGGUCGAUGGAAAACUAACACCCGAAAGUAAUGUUCAGUUCGACAUUUCUCUGAAGCAACGGAAUCCUUUGUGGGGUAUUCGUGAUAUAAGCGCGUUGAAAAAGAUUUCUAGCGCUAAUGGAAUCGCUUCGAAACAAAUUUUUGAUCUGCCAGCUAAUAAUAAAUGUUUAAUUUGGGAAAAAGUGGCUGACGGGAGUGUAAUUGAAUAAAACAACUAAUAAUUUUCUUGCAUGACUUUGUUUUCAUGCUGUCCUAUCGAAACAAACGAUUUGUUAUAAUUUCUUACACUGGUCGACACAGGUGUGGCCCUAAAAAUCAAACUAAAAAAAAUGAAAGGUUAUAGCUUUUUAACCAUUCGUGUGAAUUUUGGUGCCCAUAACCAGCAACAUUUUUUUCAGAGACCUCAAUAAGUUUUUUCGUAUACACCAAAGUCGCUUUUCACGCGGGGGAUACGUGCCGCGUAAAAAAAACACGUAAAUUCCGGAAUCCGCGUAAAAAAACCGCGUACAUUCCGGAAUCUGCGCAAUAAAAAGCAAUUACUAUGUGCCACUUUGAUACAGUGACUAGAGGCACCAAAUUUUGCAGGAACGGUUAAAAAGCAGUAAUCUUUCUAGGGCAACUAUUUUGAAAAAUAAAUUUCUUAUUGGGCGUCUUAGCAGAAUGGAAUUAAAUAUUGAGUAUAAGUUAAGUUUUCAUUUAAUUGUACUACAAAAGAUCGAAUACCCUCUUAUACCGUCCGCAGAUAUGUACGUAUUCCGGUUGCUACAUACAACCAGUACGGUCCACAUAAGCACAGCAUUUUGGUGUUUUAUCCGAUAUAAACUAAGGGAAGCUAUCCCUUUCCUUUUUUAUCCAAAUAAAGGAGCCGAGGUGGCUCGCUCGUGCUGUUCUGUUUAUUUGACUCA